This is a messenger RNA of Drosophila sechellia, 1877 nucleotides long. RefSeq names its product boilerman (gene boil). The coding region runs from base 170 to 1780 and encodes 536 amino acids. The transcript has a single exon. The record is from RefSeq and is a predicted model, not a curated record. NCBI's taxonomy places the organism in Eukaryota, Metazoa, Arthropoda, Insecta, Diptera, Drosophilidae.
UAAACGCUGUCAGUCGGCAAGCGAUUCAGCUCGAACCUUUUGAAGCAGUCCAGUUAGGUUUCUUUUCGACAAAACAUCAGCACAGAACGUCUAAAAAUUUUCUAAGUAUUUAAUAUAUUUGUUAUGUAUAUAUAUCCACUGCAUUAGGUACGGGAAUUUGGCGUUUAAAAUGGCUUUUCCGAGGGCUAAGAAAAGAAGUAAGAAAAUCGAGGCGACGCCAAUGGAUGAGGACGAAAAAAAGAAAAAUCGUGAACGUAAACAUGUCUUGCGUCAUAUAUCGCGGGCACCCGGAAAAUGUGCCUUGUGUAAUCAAUUGGUGUUCCCAUCGAGCAUGCUGCUUCACAUGAUCCGCAAGCACAAUAAUAGUCCGAAUACCGACUUGGCGAUCAUCUAUGACGACCAAGGACUCCGUAAAAACUUCAAUCUAAAUAGGUUAAAAUACGACAAGCCGCAGGCGUUGAAUAUACUCCUGUAUGCUGGCACCGAGGGCAAGCCGCAAACUCGACCAGCUCGCAGAUUUUUGAGUUUUUCCAAUUACGAUCUCCCUCUUAUUUUGCGUCAGUACGAGCAUCAUUUAAUGAUGAUCCUAAUGAUUUGCAAGACGUCUUGUUCCUCCAUGCUGCCCAGAAGAAAUUCCAUGCUGAAGAAAAUGCGUAAUACGCCGGAGAACACCAUAUAUGUUAUCUGGGUGAUUGGCCCGGAGACCACGAGUCGAAUGUUUUAUACGCUGACUGCAUUCGAUCGCAGCUACACACAAUCGCGCAGUGUUAUCCGGAAAACAAGGAAUUUCUUUCUAUCGCAGCGUCCGAAGGACUUCCUUUAUAACGAGAAUGAUUACCUGAUGCUUCGCCAUGAGGAGGCAAUGGGUUUAAUGAGAGGCGAGGGCGACGAAGUGUAUCAGACACCGUACAUUAAGCUGGAACUAUUUGUGCACGUGGAGCCUAGUCUGGUUUCGUUACCCACACAAUUGCUUCCGAAACCAAUGAUGUCAGAUAAAGUGCGAAAAUUCCCAUUGUCAAAUAAGGCGGUUGAUGUUCCGCUCCCUAGAAUGAUGACGGAACAGCAACUCGAACGGGUCACAAGGAUGUCCAGGGAAGGAGUUAAGGCAGACACUAAGGCCGCGGAAGAAUCAAAUGUCAUCUCAGACGAUGAAGAUAGUGACGUAAAAAAAGGGCUCCUUAUAUAUAUGUACUCAGUGACGAUACCUGAGGACCAGGGAACGCAAAAACAAGUCAAGGACGUAGAGCAAGCAAAUCCACUCGAGACUGGUCCCGUAGUCACGGCUCCGUACCCGCAAGACGAAUUUGAAAAGCACGCAGCCGAUCAGGGAGAAGACAAGUGUCGGCAGCUACUGAAAAGCAUGGAAGGCUGUCCAGAAGCUUCUUCAAAUGAGAUCAAAAAUGUUCUCAAGGAUGUCGCUAAGGAGAGAUCUUUGGGCGACAAGGACUCCAACCAGCAAUCAAUCAAUGAAAGAAAUGAAUUUGUUAAUGACCAAAAUAAGCAUAACGAGUCCUCAGAAAUGCAGUCAGGAUCACACGAAAAGGCCGAAUUGAGUCAAGAAGGUUCCCAAAAAAGCUCUGAGAUAUUUAACUUGGUAAAACCAAUCAACAAUCGAGUAGAGCAAACUAUUAAGGAUGAAGUGUUUGAUUGGAUCAAGGACACAGUACGAAAGGUGGCUGAAGAGACGAUAACUACCAAGCUACACAUAGAUUCUGAAUUGGAACUACAACCAGAACUGGAGACGAAAACCGGAAAUAAAGCCGCGAAGCCGACAAACUAAAGCGGAAACGGAAGCUAUAACUAAAACUAAAGUUCCACCAAAAUUCCAGCAGUAUAACACAUUUAUUUUCAUCCGACUACGAAAUUUUAAUUGAAAA